AUGAGCGAGCCACCGAUCAUUGACUUUGGACCAUUCUACGGAGCCGAUCCCCUUGCCAAAGAGCAACUUGUUGACGAAAUUCGACAAGCAUGCGAGCGUUUCGGCUUCUUCCAGCUGAUCAACCAUGGCAUCCCAGCAGAUAUACAAACCGCAGUCCUCAAGCAUUCAAGCGAGUUCUUCAACCUACCGCUAGAACAUAAAGAGAAAUACAACCAAGACAUCGGCGGAUUCAACAGAGGCUACGAGCGUCUCCGCGCCCAGAACUUCGAGAAACGAACCAAGGGAGAUCUAAAAGAGGGUUUCUAUCUAGGCAAAGACCUACCACUAGACGACGACUACGUCGUCCGAAGACGCUUCAACCAAGGACCGAACAAGUAUCCCUCAGAAGUACCAGACCCCAAGGGGUUCCGCCGAGUAAUGGACGAGUACCACGAUACCAUGAUCGAACUUGCAGUAUCCAUUAUGCAGAUUCUCGCGCAAACCCUAGGUCUAGACCCAAGUGUCUUCGACGACUUCUGUAACCACCCAGUCUCUAUUCUCCGACUAUUGCACUAUCCACCCCAAGAAGCUGCCGUGGAUCUCGAGAGAGGCAUCGGCGCACAUACGGAUUUCGGCGCCGUGACUAUGCUCCUGCAAGACGAAACGGGCGGACUUCAAGUUUGGAACAAUGUUUCGUCGGAAUGGGUGGAUGUCACUCCUGUGCCUGGGGCGUACGUUGUUAAUCUGGGUAAUAUGAUGAUGCAAUGGACGAAUGAUAGGUAUCUAUCAAAUCUGCAUCGGGUUAUCAAUCGCAGUGGAAAGGAACGAUUCAGUGUUCCUUUCUUCUUCUCUGGGAAUCCGGAUUUCACGAUUCGGUGUCUUCCAACUUGUGAGGAUCCUAGUGAGGGGGCAAAGUAUCCGCCUGUGACUGUUCAUGAUUGGAUGACUGGACGGUAUGCGGAUACUUAUGGGAGUUCGGAGAAGGGGAUUGGGGAGAUGCGUCGAGAGCCGGGUCGUGAUAUAUCUGAUGGGAUGUGA
Penicillium brevicompactum is the source of this 1017-nucleotide messenger RNA. Its product is annotated as isopenicillin N synthase family dioxygenase. NCBI's taxonomy places the organism in Eukaryota, Fungi, Ascomycota, Eurotiomycetes, Eurotiales, Aspergillaceae. The coding region runs from base 1 to 1017 and encodes 338 amino acids. The transcript is spliced from 4 exons. Gene Ontology annotation, molecular function: dioxygenase activity. The record is from RefSeq and is a predicted model, not a curated record.